This is a messenger RNA of Manihot esculenta (cassava), 2190 nucleotides long. RefSeq names its product magnesium/proton exchanger. The transcript is spliced from 11 exons. Gene Ontology annotation, cellular component: membrane. Bases 301 to 1863 code for a protein of 520 amino acids. Gene Ontology annotation, biological process: transmembrane transport; metal ion transport. The record is from RefSeq and is a predicted model, not a curated record. NCBI's taxonomy places the organism in Eukaryota, Viridiplantae, Streptophyta, Magnoliopsida, Malpighiales, Euphorbiaceae.
ACGUUCCUCAUCUUAUUAUAUUUUCUCCUGUACCAUCGACGCCUUUAUAAUUGCAUCUGACAAUUUUCUUACAUUCACAUUUCAGUCCAACGCAUACAAAUCCGAUCUCCUCGUAUUUCCCCGAGCUCAGAGAAAAGUGAAACACACAUGCGGUCCUGAAUUUUAUGAAUUGUGCUGCGAUUGUAUUACACAGAUAGAUAGCUUCGCCUUAAAUUUCGAAUUGGAUUGAGAUAUUGUUACUGUUCUGUAAGAACUACUACUGAUUCGUCGGGCGCGAAUUGCGACUUCAAGGCUAUUCAGAUGGCCUUGGAGACGCAAAAUCAAAGCGCUGGGAGCAAAUUCGGGCUUCUCAAUAUUCUGGGGCGUGAAAGAUGUGAAAGCUACUUGCUUUUCCAUGGUGAAACAGCCCUGGAUAAUGGGUUCAGGACCUUCUUGUAUUUUCUUGCCCUAGCUUAUUGCUUCUUUGGAUUAUCAGCUAUAACUGCUCGGUUCUUCCGGUCUAUGGAGAAUGUGGUGAAGCAUUCGCGAAAGAUAGUGGAGGUAGAUCCUGAUACUAAUACUGAAGUUAUCAGAUAUGAGAAGGUGUGGAAUUAUGCAAUUGCAGAUAUUUCCUUGCUGGCAUUUGGAACUAGUUUCCCUCAGAUAUCAUUAGCAACUAUUGAUGCCAUAAGGAACAUUGGGAAUCUGUAUGCUGGAGGAUUGGGUCCUGGAACACUUGUUGGUUCUGCUGCAUUUGAUCUGUUUCCCAUCCAUGCUGUUUGUGUGGUUGCUCCCAAAGCUGGAGAACUGAAAAAGAUAGCUGAUUUAGGUGUUUGGAUUGUGGAGCUCUUUUGGUCUUUCUGGGCUUAUAUUUGGCUGUACAUAAUUUUAGAGGUAUGGACUCCCAAUGUUAUUACACUAUGGGAGGCCUUGGUAACUGUAUUGCAAUAUGGUUUGCUGCUAAUACAUGCUUAUGCUCAAGAUAAGCGUUGGUCUUACUUAUCUCUUCCACUUGGAAGAACUGAGAGGCCAAAGGAGUGGGUACCAGAAGAGAUCACCUCAAGUAAACAUCAGCCCAUUGAUUAUGAAGAAUACUCCGAGAUCCUUCAAGUUGACAAAGAUGAAAGCAGGAACGUUGUUGAUAUAUUCUCCAUCCAUUCAAAUGUUGAGACAGAUCAAGUAUAUCAUAAAGUUCCUGAAACAGAUGAUGCAGUUGAAUUCUCUGACAAAAACUUUCACAGUGAGCAAGAUUUCAAUGUGGCUGCUCUUUGGAAAAGACAAUUUUUGGAUGCAAUUACGUUGGAAAGCCUGGAAUCAAGAAAUAUGUUCAGUAUUCAUAUACGGCUGGCAAGAACUUUCUGGGAAAUACUCCUUGCACCUUGGAGACUUCUGUUUGCUUUUGUGCCUCCUUACCAUAUUGCUCAUGGAUGGGUUGCUUUUAUCUGCUCUCUUAUUUUUAUCAGCGGGAUAGCUUACAUUGUAACAAAGAUCACAGAUCUUAUAAGCUGUGUCACAGGAAUAAAUGCUUAUGUCAUUGCAUUUACGGCAUUAGCUAGUGGAUCUUCAUGGCCAGACUUGGUGGCAAGUAAGAUUGCUGCUGAACGCCAAACAACAGCAGAUUCUGCCAUUGCAAACAUCACUUGCAGUAAUUCAGUGAACAUAUAUGUGGGCAUCGGUGUUCCCUGGCUUAUAGAUACCACCUACAAUUUUUUUGUGUAUAGGCAGCCUUUGAGGAUUGAGAAUGCAGAGGGAUUGAGCUUUUCAUUGCUUGUUUUCUUUGCUACUUCUGUAGGCUGUAUUGGUGUGCUUGUGUACAGGCGUUUGACACUGGGUGCAGAGCUUGGAGGGCCAAGGAUUUGGGCCUGGGUAACAUCAUGUCACUAAAACACUGGACAUGAACAGACUUUGGAGCAUUGGAAGAUCCAUUUCAAGGCCCACGGAUCCUCAAUUAGGCAUAAACUGUGGAACCCAUUUACGUGUGUGAGUGAAAAAAUUGGGUGAAGUCGGGAACUCUCAAUUCAUUUACAAGCCAGGGACAAAGGGCACAGUAAGACCCCCAUAUUUUAUGACCAACUCUGUCAGCAGGACACUGCUUUGUGUAUGAUGAAACAGUAUAAUGCAAUUGCUGCUUGUUAAACCUGUACAGUCACGGACACUGACCAACCAACUCAUUAAUUUCACCAAGUAAUAAAAUGUUUCCCCAUUCCAGUU